AUGACUGACGAAGUCCAAUUCCUGCUCUUCGUCUUCAUCGCGCUGCAGGUCCAGAUUGUGCGCCAUGGUCCGCUACCACUGUACUCGCUUGCUUAUGCGCUUGGGAUCCUGGAGGAUCCGAAGUGGUUGGUUGAGUGUGGGCGGAGGUAUGGGUAUGGGUAUGGGUAUGAGGGGGAGGAUAGGAGCGAGAGCGAGAGUGAAGAUGUAGAGGUAGAGUUGACGAUGGAGUAUGCUGGGACUGAGACGGGGGGAGAUCCGCGCAAGCUUGGAGAGGGAGAUUGGGACAGGACGAUGAGCUUGCAUGUGAGGAGGGAGGAUAUGGAGAGAGGAGGGUCGACGUUGGAGUCGACUUGUGGCGAGGAUUGGGGUGGUGGUUGUGUGGACGAUGAGAGGCGGAGUCGUGAAUACGUGUUGAUUGAAGAGGGGGAGGGCGAGGUUCAGAGUGAAAGGGGGUCGGAGAGGAUAGCCGACUCGGUCGUGGUGGGCGAUGAUGUCGAUGCGAUAUGUGAAACAGUAUCUCGUGCGGGCGACAAGAUGUCACAGACGCAGACUAGAGAUGAGUAUGUUGCACGCCAAACAGAUCCGACUGACCGGCCUAUUGAUUUACAAGUCGAUGAGCAACAGGUCGGACUCGACGCCGAACUUGAUCCCAAGCCCAAGUAUGAAGCCGCACUCCAACAUCUCAAGUCAAUGUCAUCUUGGUUCACAUUCCGCUCGAACAACCACAACAUAUCUAUGAGCCCCAAGAGAAUCGCUACACAACACCGUCAACACACAGACAAUCCACCCUUUCUCAACGCAUACACAUACCGUCCCCAACAAGACCAGCCAACCCUCCCAUCAGACUCCCACCACCCCGAUUCCCACUCCCAUAAAGAACAACAGAGCCGCACCGAUCACCAGCACCAGCACCAGCAACACACCAAUCCAUCAACCUUUCAAUUCACCCCCAAAUACCAAAGACCUCCUCCUGCCUGCCCCUCCUCACCCAUCCCGGACCCCGACGAAGCCCUCCCCUUCGCCAACUACUUCUUCGGCAGAAAGGGACUCCAAUACUAUCUGGACCUGGACCGCGACUCCGACGAAGACGCGUAUAGUCCGCUGAAUUGGGUGAUCCCCGAAUAUGCCCGCGGUAGAUCCACGAGGCGCUCGCUGGAGGAUAUCGAGCCGAUUCUGGAUCGAAAGGCCAAGUUGCCGCUUGGUAGGAGGGAUGCGCCUGUUUUGACGACGGGGACGAGGCUGGUGGGGUUGGAGGGUGCGAGUGAGUGA
Messenger RNA from Penicillium diatomitis, 1269 nucleotides. RefSeq lists its product as uncharacterized. The record is from RefSeq and is a predicted model, not a curated record. The coding region runs from base 1 to 1269 and encodes 422 amino acids. NCBI's taxonomy places the organism in Eukaryota, Fungi, Ascomycota, Eurotiomycetes, Eurotiales, Aspergillaceae. The transcript has a single exon.